Molecule: messenger RNA, 7548 nt
Organism: Oryzias latipes (Japanese medaka)
Lineage: Eukaryota; Metazoa; Chordata; Actinopteri; Beloniformes; Adrianichthyidae
Gene: atp2b3b
Product: ATPase plasma membrane Ca2+ transporting 3b
Biological process (GO): regulation of cytosolic calcium ion concentration; calcium ion transmembrane transport
Cellular component (GO): plasma membrane; intracellular membrane-bounded organelle
Molecular function (GO): ATP binding; PDZ domain binding; ATP hydrolysis activity
Source: RefSeq, a predicted model, not a curated record
UGUCCUUCAUUUUUAUUUUUGCCCUGGUCCCUAACGGUGCCCCCCCUCCACCGGUCAUCCCUCCUCACCACGGGGCUGUUCAAAACCCUCAUCCAGAGGCAUCCUCUCUCUGUCUCUCUCUCUCUCGCUCUCUCUCUCCAUCUCUUUCUCAGUCUCUCCACCCCUCUCUCGCUCCCUCUCUUUUUCCUCGUCCUCCGCCGCAGAACUCCGCCGUCCGACCAUCAGGUGACCGCGGGGAGCGGAGGAUUCAUCUGCACAGUUGUCGUUUUACAUCCCUUCAUUUUUUCGGACUCCCGGAGACCGGAGCUGCCGCAGCACCGCUCAUCCCCUCCUCCUCCUCCCCCCCACCCCUCCGCAUCCUCUCAUCCGGUCUGGGACGUUCACCGCUCCACACACGCGCAAGAUUAGCGGGGAUUCUGCCUCCCCGCCCGCGCGCGCCGAUGGUGAUGUCCUUGAGCUCGGCCUGCACGGUUCUGAUAGUGAAGCAGUAGCUACCUCUAAACUGGAUCCACUUCCUGUCUCUGGCUCAUCAGCCGUGUCUGCCUAGCCCGCUCUGCUUUCCAUCCAUUUGUCAUCUCUUCUUUCCCGCCUGUGAAUCCAUUGGCCCGUCCACUUGUCCGUCCAUGGACUGGCCGUGACCCUGGAGGGAACAAGGAAAGAGUGGAGUUGCAGGGGGUACGACGGAGGAGAAAGCUGGAUUCGUUCAGACUUCAAGCUUCUGAAGUGCUCCUGCUCACUAUCCUUCAUCUCCCUCGUCAUCCUUCACCAACACGUCCCUCUGUUAUGGAGAUUUGAAGGAGCUGUGGGUGGGAGAACAUGAAACCUGCCCUUUUGUGAAGUGAAAAAAGGGGUUUGGGCAUAUAAAUUUAUUCAUAUAUUGUUGAUUAAAAUUUAGAGCACAUGAUCACACCCUCAGCAACCAAACGAAGGAGGACCUGACCAGAUAACAGAAAAUAGACGAAGUGACAUGUCAACAACAGCCACCAUGGGGGAAAUGGCAAACAGCGCUGUGGAGUUUUAUCCCAAAGGGUCUCGAGGCAGUACUGCAGGAGGGAGAAGGGCAGAUGGCAGCCUUGCAGGGGGAGACUUUGGGGUCACGGUGAAGGAGCUUAGGGAGCUGAUGGAACUCAGAAGCACCGAUGCUCUACAGAAGAUCCAGGAAAGCUACGGUGACACAAAGGGCCUGUGUCAGAGACUACAGUCCAACGUCACUGAUGGUCUCAGUGGGGAUCCCGCAGACCUGGAGCGUCGAGGCCAAAUUUAUGGUCAAAACUUUAUCCCCCCGAAGAAACCCAAAACGUUUCUUGAGCUGGUGUGGGAAGCCCUGCAGGACGUCACGCUCAUCAUCUUGGAGGCUGCCGCCAUCAUUUCGCUUGGCCUGUCUUUCUACCAGCCUCCCAAUCAGGAAAGCGCAAUAUGCGGGGAAAGUACCGGUGGGGCUGAGGACGAAGGAGAGGCUGAUGCUGGCUGGAUUGAGGGUGCUGCCAUCUUGCUAUCUGUGGUGUGUGUAGUCUUUGUGACGGCGUUUAACGACUGGUCCAAAGAAAAGCAGUUCCGGGGUUUGCAAAGUCGCAUCGAGCAGGAGCAGAAGUUCACUGUGGUGCGGAAAGGAAAUGUCAUCCAGAUCCCCGUGGCUGACAUGGUGGUGGGUGACAUAGCUCAGGUCAAAUACGGGGACCUUCUACCUGCUGAUGGUAUCUUGAUCCAAGGCAACGACUUGAAAAUAGAUGAAAGCUCCCUGACAGGAGAAUCUGACCACGUACGCAAAUCAGUGGAUAAGGACCCCAUGCUGCUCUCAGGUACUCAUGUGAUGGAGGGCUCGGGCAGGAUGCUGGUCACAGCUGUAGGCGUCAACUCGCAGACGGGCAUCAUCUUCACCCUGCUGGGUGCUGGAGAGAUUGAAGAAGAUGUUAAAGAAAAGAAAGAUGACAGUACUCAGUUGCUCAUCUCCACUGAUGCCAGUAACAGCACAGUCACCAAUGGAAAACAGCCCGAUGGAACUGUGGAGAACAAUCAGAACAAAGCUAAGAAACAGGAUGGGGGUGUUGCCAUGGAGAUGCAACCCCUGAAGAGCGCAGAGGGAGGAGAGGUGGAAGACAGAGAGAAAAAGAAAACCAACGUUCCAAAGAAAGAGAAGAGUGUGCUGCAGGGCAAGCUCACCAAACUGGCCGUUCAAAUUGGCAAAGCAGGUUUGGUAAUGUCCGCCAUCACCGUCAUCAUCCUCAUGUUGUUUUUUGUCAUCAACACGUUUGUCGUCAAAGAGCGCUCAUGGUUGGCAGAGUGCACCCCAAUAUACAUCCAAUAUUUUGUCAAGUUUUUCAUCAUUGGAGUCACUGUGCUGGUGGUGGCUGUCCCAGAGGGCUUACCUCUCGCUGUCACCAUCUCUUUGGCUUACUCAGUCAAGAAAAUGAUGAAAGACAACAACCUUGUGCGGCAUCUGGAUGCAUGUGAGACAAUGGGCAAUGCCACGGCCAUCUGCUCUGACAAGACCGGAACCCUCACCACCAACCGGAUGACUGUGGUCCAGGCUUUCAUAGGCGACGUCCACCACCGCGUGGUUCCAGAUCCUGGACUGAUCAGCCCUCGAACGCUGGACGUGUUGGUGCAUGCAAUCGCCAUCAACAGCGCCUACACCUCCAAGAUCUUACCACCUGAUGUGGAGGGGGGUCUGCCUAAGCAGGUGGGCAACAAAACAGAGUGUGGCCUGCUGGGAUUUAUAUUAGACCUUCAGCAGGAUUACGUCCCUGUCAGAGAGCAGAUUCCUGAGGAGAAGCUGUACAAGGUUUAUACUUUCAACUCUGCGCGUAAAUCCAUGACUACGGUGAUCAAACUGCCUGAUGGUACAUUCCGGCUCUACAGCAAAGGAGCUUCUGAGAUUAUGCUGAAAAAGUGUUCCUACAUCCUUGACGCCAAUGGAGAGCCGCGCAUUUUCCGUCCCCGUGACAGAGAUGAGAUGGUCAAACAGGUCAUUGAGCCAAUGGCAUGCGAGGGGCUGAGGACCAUCUGCAUUGCAUAUCGUGAUCUGUCACCUAACCCGGAGCCAGAUUGGGAAAACGAGGCAGAAAUAGUGACGGAGUUGACAUGCAUCAGUCUGGUUGGGAUAGAGGACCCUGUGCGACCUGAGGUACCUGAUGCCAUCCGCAAGUGUCAACGCGCCGGCAUCACGGUCCGGAUGGUGACUGGGGACAACAUCAAUACAGCCAGGGCUAUUGCUGCCAAGUGUGGCAUUAUACAUCCUGGAGAUGACUUUAUCUGUCUGGAGGGGAAAGAAUUUAACAGACGAAUCAGAAAUGAGAAAGGGGAGAUCGAACAGGAACGCAUCGAUAGAAUCUGGCCCAAGCUCCGAGUUCUGGCUCGAUCCUCGCCGACUGACAAGCACACGCUGGUUAAAGGGAUCAUCGAUAGCACCGUUUUGGAGCAGAGGCAGGUUGUCGCAGUUACAGGGGAUGGCACUAAUGACGGGCCAGCUUUGAAGAAAGCUGAUGUGGGCUUUGCCAUGGGCAUCGCAGGGACAGACGUGGCCAAAGAGGCGUCCGACAUUAUUCUGACUGACGACAACUUCAGCAGCAUUGUCAAAGCGGUAAUGUGGGGACGAAAUGUGUAUGACAGCAUAUCCAAGUUCUUGCAAUUCCAGCUCACGGUCAACGUCGUGGCUGUCAUCGUGGCCUUCACCGGGGCCUGCAUCACCCAGGACUCCCCAUUGAAGGCUGUCCAAAUGCUUUGGGUGAACCUCAUUAUGGACACAUUUGCCUCUUUGGCACUGGCCACCGAACCCCCCACCGAAGCCCUCCUGCUCCGCAAACCAUACGGUCGCAACAACCCACUCAUCUCACUGACCAUGAUGAAGAACAUCCUAGGCCAUGGAGUCUACCAGCUGGUUAUCAUUUUCACCCUCCUGUUUAUAGGCGAGCGCAUUUUCAACAUUGACAGCGGCCGCCAUGCUCCACUCCACUCACCCCCCUCGGAACAUUACACUAUAAUAUUCAACACCUUUGUCCUCAUGCAACUUUUCAACGAGAUUAAUGCCCGCAAGAUUCACGGAGAGAGAAACGUCUUUGAUGGCAUAUUUGCUAAUCCCAUCUUCUGCUCCAUCGUCCUGGGAACCUUCGCCGUGCAGAUUGUGAUCGUUCAGUGGGGAGGAAAGCCCUUCAGCUGUGCUCCUCUCAACAUGGAGCAGUGGCUCUGGUGUCUGUUUGUGGGAGUUGGAGAGCUCCUCUGGGGGCAGGUGAUUUCUGCUGUGCCAACGGAGCGGCUGCCAUGUCUGAAGGAAGCGGGGCUUGGCCUGGAGCCUGGGGAGGAAGAAGGAGAGGAGCUGGCAGAGGAUGAGGAGGAGAUCGACUGUGCUGAAAGGGAGCUGCGUCGCGGACAGAUCCUGUGGUUCAGAGGCCUGAAUAGAAUCCAGACCCAGAUGCGAGUGGUGAAAGCGUUCCGUAGUAACCUGUACGAAGGCCGGGAAAAGCCGGAAUCCCGCAACUCCAUCCACAACUUCAUGGCCCACCCGGAGUUCCUUAUCAACGACCUCAUCCACAACAUCCCGCUGAUCGACGACACCGACGUGGACGACGAAUCAGAGCUCAGCAGAUACCAGCACCUGCACCCCGCCCUGCGUAAGCCCCCACCUCCACCGACCCAGCCCCCCGCCCGCACCCGACCUAUGCGCCCCUACCGCCAGUACAGCCUCCCAGUGACCCCGUGCAACCGGAACAACAACAACAACAGCAGCAGCAGUGACUCGGUGACCCCCCUCAGCAGCCAGAGCCCCCGCCACAAACACCACCGCACCCGUCACGGUAGAGACAGGCCAGCAAACCUCCCCCCCACCCCCAACCUGUUCCAUCUCUACUGCGUGGAGACCUCCUUAUAACUGACCUGAGCUGGGGAGGGAGGUCCCAAACAGACUGUUUCAUUCCGUCUACCGCGGGGGGGGGGGGGGGGGGGGGGGGCUCACGAGGGAGCGGACAUCAACCGGACAUGGACCUGUGUCGACUCCCCCACCAACUUUUUGUCCCCUCCCUUGGUCUACCUUCAGCCCCUCUUUACUCCCCCACCCACCCCAAAAGGCACACUUCACUCUUUCUUCAUCCACCUACAAUGCUGGGCCCACGCUUUUAACCCCCCCCCCCCCCCCCCCCCCCCCGUCUGUCACUUCCUCCAUCCUUCAUUCUUUUGUGAAAACUGAGUGGGGGGGGGGGGGGGCACAUCCACAGAAUGUUACAGAAUUUGUUGCACGAAAGUCUUCAAUUCAGAGUGCAGCACCAGGUCACAUGACCCCCCCCCCCCCCCCCCACACACACACACACCUUCAUCUGUGUUGUUGGUCCUUGUCUUCCCCUUCAUGACGGUUUGAACGCCAGACGACUCUUUCAUUUAAAGCCGAGCAUUAACCCUUUAAAUGCCAUCACAAGUGGCGGUGAUGGCCCUUUAAGAGACUCACGUGCGCUCACCUCACUCCUGCUCACGUGCCGUUGGCUCGUCUCUGCCGCUCCGAGUCUAUCUUCAUCCCCCCACCCCCCACACCUCUUACUCACCUGAACCUGCUUUUUGGAAGCUCCCUUCUGCUGAGUUGGAUGAGAUCAAAACUCCAUAAUUGAGGCCGCUAAAGUCUUCUUAACAUCUUUUCCCAUUUGGGAUGUUGUUGGUCAUAGAUCAGGUUUCAAGUUACGUUCCAUGUGAUAGGCGUGUUUCAGCACCAACAGCACACGUAAGUGACGCCAUUCUUUUUUUUAAAUAUAUUUUUAGGUGUGUAAAGGUUCAGUUACAAAAAUUAAUGAAAAAACAAACAAACAUGAAUUAUGACAGCAUGCGCACUCGAAUACACAUUCUGUCCCAGUGCAGCUGUAUGUGAGACGUUCUUCUUUAGUCCUCCUCAUCAGGAAGAAGUUGAAAGAUCUCCACAAAUGUCUUCUUCUGAUUUGGCCCCCUGUCCUCAUUCAGCUUUCCAGAAGGAAGCAAAUCAUUUCCCCGUAUUCCGUUUAUCCUGCAACGGAUAAUCAUUACUUCUGUGGUUCCCAGCAUUCCAUCAACAUCUCACUCUGGGCCGGCUGUGACCCAUGUCUCCCAUGAUGCACCAGGUGUGAGCAAUGCAACCUCAUUCCCUUCUCCAACCUCACCUCAAACUGAACCGGACUGCUCCCUCCCUCCGCCUGAGGAAGGGCAGACGGUAUGCAACAGACUGCCGGGGUGGCGCCUGCAGUACGCCGGGGGGGUGUGGGGAUAAAUGGACAGCGUCAGGUCCCUCCCGCUUGCCGGGACGGAGGACAUGUGUGCACAGGGCUCUCUGGGAACACCUUUACCUGUACAGAACUCUUCUUGAAUGCUCAUCUCCAUCGCCGCUGCCGUGAGCAGCGACUCUGUAUUGGUCUGUCUGUUUUGAAGCAUGCAUUUGGUAUCAUUAAUAUCACUCUUUAUGUGUUGGUAAUCAUUUAGGCAACUGUCACUUCUGUGUGCUACUAUCUUCCUCUCUCUUCUCACACACGCGUGCAUCCCAUUCGAGUUGUUCUUUCUUCACUCUUGAGCACAGCUCCAUCAGUGCUUCCUGUCAGAAACGUGCACACACCGCCGGAGGGGAGGCGUUUGCAGUGGUGUAAAAACUUUUUUCGAGUGUCUAGUGGCAGCCAUCUCUGUCCGUCCACCUUCAUGUUGUGAGACAGCGUCACGGAAGGAAAAAUACCAUGUGAAAAAGAUGUUUAUGGUAACUAUAAAAUUUUACAACUGCACCGCAACUGUACAGAUGCCCAAAUGUGCACAUGUUGCAUCUUUGAUUUACAGGUACUAUGUUCCUGUUACACUUUUUUUAUGUUAAUUUUAUUCCUAUUGCUUUUUGUAAAGAGAGGAACAACAAAAACAGAAGCGCUUGUAUAUUAUUAUUAUUAUUGUUAUUUAUUUUCUCCACCGGUGCUCCUACUGAUGGACAAAAAAAAUAGAGUUGCACAUCCUCCUGAGCAUAUUCUGAGGGCUGCCUUUUCUGUCUGGAACGGUCUGUGGUGGGGGGGGUGCAGAAGUGAGGAGAACUUGGAAGGACCGCAGAUUCCCCCCCCCCCCCCCCCCCCCCUGUAAAUAAGUCAAGUAGCCAGGUGGAAGACGGGGAGACAGCUUGACAGUGACGCAGAGCUGAAGCCGCAGAAGUGCGGCCGCGUGCCGUUUAGGCUGCUCUUUGAGAUCUGCCGCCGGAAGUGACUGCCAUGUUUGGCGAGCGAUUGAUCAAACCGAACUAUUGUAAAUAUGGUGGGCGUGGAACGGCCCCCUCCCCUUACUUGGGUUUCUGUUCGUCCGACAGAAAACGCAGCCUUAUUUGUGCUGAAAAGAAAGACAAAAAAAAAAACUAAACAAAAAAGUAAAAUAUAAAGACUAUUGAAUAUAUUAAAGAGUUACCUGCCUGUUAUUUAAGCGAUAAAUAUCUAUAUAUAAGAAAGAACACACCUGUAUACUGUAGACUUAAUCUGUAUGAAAAUCUAAGAGAAUUUAAUGGAAACUAAAAUCCAACACCUUUUGUCUGUAUGAAAGAAAAAAUACAUCAAAGUAUUCUACAAUAAUAACUUUGACAAAGUC